UCCGUCGGCGCCCGUUGGCCGACGGGAUUGAACGGCGGGCGGGCGUGCUGUUGCGACUCGACGGAAUAGCUCCCUUAUUAUCUUGACAAAAACCGGCCGACCUGCGAGCAAAGGGCUUGCAGUUAGUUUCUCUCCCCUUCCCCCACGCACCCUCCACCUCCCCCGUACCAGCGCCCUCUCGACCGCCACAAUGGCCUCAAUUGCUCGCUGCCUGAGGUCCGCCAGGCCCGCCGUCGCCCCCAUCCUCCCCCGCCCGGCUCCGGCCCUGGCGACGGCACGGUUCGGCGCCAUCCGCCGGUUCUCCGCCACGGCACAAAACCCGAUAAAGAGGUACACCAAGUACCACGAGUGGAUCGACAUCAGCGCGGACAAGAAGACGGGCGUGAUCGGCAUCUCCGAGUACGCGGCCGAGGCGCUGGGCGACGUCGUCUACGUCGAGCUGCCCGAGGUCGGCAAGGCUGUCCAGCAGGGCGACACGGUGGGCGCCGUCGAGUCGGUCAAGUCGGCCGCCGACAUCAACUCGCCCGUGAGCUGCAAGGUCACCCACGUCAACCAGCUGCUCGAGGAGGCCCCCGGCACCAUCAACAAGGUCCCCGAGGACGACUCGCACGGCGGCGGCUGGGUCGCAAAGGUCGAGGUCGACGAGCAGGGCAUCAAGGACCUUGACAGCCUUAUGGACGCCGAGGCGUACAAGGCCUUUACCGCCACCGAGGAGCACUAAGGGGAGUACGCUGCUACUCGGGAUUACGUUGCGCAGGCACAAUCAACGCCGUUAGGGUGUGUCGGCCCAGAGAGACGGGGUCUCCUAGUGGUUCAAUUUUCGCGUCUUGGCUUUUGGGGGUUCCAGUCAUCGUGGCGCACAUCGGUCUCACAAAUCAUACACAAUCCAUAGCUCAACCUGGAUCGGCAAGUGGAAAGGGCCUCUUGCAUGAGGUAAUGGGGAAUGUAGCAGAGUAGGUAAAAUAGACAAAUGGGAGGCUGUUAAGGCCGAAUGAAUCCAUGGAAACAGCGCCA
Molecule: messenger RNA, 1014 nt
Organism: Gaeumannomyces tritici R3-111a-1
Lineage: Eukaryota; Fungi; Ascomycota; Sordariomycetes; Magnaporthales; Magnaporthaceae
Product: glycine cleavage system H protein
Exons: 2
Coding region: 191-721 (176 amino acids)
Biological process (GO): glycine decarboxylation via glycine cleavage system; protein lipoylation
Cellular component (GO): mitochondrion; cytoplasm; glycine cleavage complex
Source: RefSeq, a predicted model, not a curated record